AUGGCACGAAUAGCUGAUUUAGCUACGGUCGGCGACGUAUCGGAUCUCAAUUCUGAAUUUGAUAAUAAUGAAACCGAUGAAAAAAAACGAAAACGUAACGAUCUUUGUGAAAAAGUAACUUUCCGUCAGACAACUGGCCUCGCACAAAAAGAUGAUCGAAUACAAAAUUCGAAUAGAGAACGAUUUCGGUCACAAUUUAUGGCGAUGAAUGCAUUUGAGCGUCAUAAACGGCUAAUCAAUGAUUAUGUUCGUUAUUAUUCAAAAGAAAAAUCAUUUGAUGCUGUUUUUAAACGUGAUACUACAAAUGAUAAAACCGAUAUUGAUAUUAUACGCAGUGAACAUCGAUUUCUAUGGGACGACGAAGAAGAUGGACCAGAAGAAACAUGGGAAAAGCGUUUAGCUAAAAAAUAUUAUGAUAAACUAUUUAAAGAAUAUUGUAUAUGUGACCUAAGUCAUUGGCAAGAGAAGAAAAUUGCAAUGCGUUGGCGUAUCGAUCGAGAAAUUGUAAGCGGAAAAGGUCAAUUUAUCUGUGGUGAAAAACGAUGUGACGAGAAAGAACAUUUACGAAGUUGGGAAGUUCUAUUCGGUUAUGUUGAACAUGGAAAGAAACGAGACGCUUUAGUUAAAUUGAGAUUAUGUCCAUCAUGUACAAAAAAACUUCAUUUUGGUCAUAAAGUGAAAGAAAUUGUACCUAAAGAAAAAGAAUCAGAGCCUGAAGUCACUGAAAUCGAUCAAUCUGUAUCUGUACAGAAAAAAAGUCGUCUUGAUACUGACGAUGAUACAACAACGAUACCUGACGAUGGUAAAAUGUGGUCACAACCAUUAGCAGAAGCACGAGAGACAACAAGAGAAGACGAAUUCGAAGAAUAUCUUCAAACGCUAUUCUUCUAA
Molecule: messenger RNA, 891 nt
Organism: Rotaria socialis
Lineage: Eukaryota; Metazoa; Rotifera; Eurotatoria; Philodinida; Philodinidae
Source: the annotation of a GenBank genome assembly